UGCCAGUCAGUAAUCGUGAACUUUGACUCUCGUAUACUAGUACUGUCGUGAACGGAAACCACGUGCUUCUGAACACUGAUUGAAGCAAUGAACUCUAAGCUUCUACUCUCAUCCCUUCAAGCAAGAUCACUGUAUAAAAGUGCCCAGUUGUGUAGGCUGGCUGUGUCCAGUGGCUGUGUCUACACUAGUACCAAUGCUGCCGUCAAGGAGGCGUCACCCACCCCUCAGCCAUGGAGGAUAGUAGCAGCCACCUGUGUUCAGAGGAUGCCCCUGCUUAGUCGAGAGAAACCUGACCUAGAGGUCCGAGUGGAGGAGCUCAAGGACAAGUUGCGCUGGGAGAGGGCACGACUGUCUGACUUCGAGCUGGAGGAGAGAGAAAACACUCGUCUAAAGAGAGAGAGAGAAAAGAGGGCUCUUGAUGAAGAUCUCGAUGGUGGACAAGGUGCUAAUGACGACUCCAUGGAUGCAUUUGAUGAGCUGAUAGAAGCCAGGGAGACAGAGUUGUCAUCCUUCACCCCAGCCUCUCGCCAGACAGAGGCAGACAGGAGUAACAAUCUCAAGUCAGUACAGCGCAAGUUGGAUCAAGUCCUCUACCUACUGGUCAAGAAGAACAGGAAAGAGCAUGCCUGGCAGAUGCCCCAGGGCGGGCUAGAGGGAGACGAAUCACUAAUAGAAACUGCCCAGCGUGAGCUUUCUGAGGAGUGUGGGUUGGACCUCAAGGUUACCUUCCUCAGCAGUGCCCCAUCUGCCCACCUCACGUACAAACACAGUGCAAGGGAUGGAGUUAGUGGAUCAAAGGUCUUCUUCUUUAAGGCUAACUAUACUGGAGGAGAUAUAGAGCUAAACAAAGAAGUGAUUGACUAUGUUUGGGCUACAAAGGAAGAAAUGAAAGACUAUCUCUCAAAAGACUUGUAUAGCUGUAUAUCACCAUCUAUACCUCAGUAGCAGCUCAGUUAUAUUAUUAUAUUCUGGAAUUUUGAUAUAAACAUAAUUAUACUCAACUUUGAUAUAAUAUUAUUGUUUGUCAUACAGAAAAGG
Molecule: messenger RNA, 1038 nt
Organism: Halichondria panicea
Lineage: Eukaryota; Metazoa; Porifera; Demospongiae; Suberitida; Halichondriidae
Product: large ribosomal subunit protein mL46-like
Exons: 5
Coding region: 88-945 (285 amino acids)
Cellular component (GO): mitochondrial large ribosomal subunit
Molecular function (GO): hydrolase activity; structural constituent of ribosome
Source: RefSeq, a predicted model, not a curated record